This is a messenger RNA of Symbiodinium natans, 1626 nucleotides long. Lineage: Eukaryota; Dinophyceae; Suessiales; Symbiodiniaceae. The record is from the annotation of a GenBank genome assembly.
AUGUGGCGACUGGUGGCAACCAUUAUCGGGCUGCUACUGGCAAUCUUACCGCUCUGGCCUGUCCAACACCACUUUGUCCUCUGGACAUGCAAGACUUACAAGUGCAUGAAACGAGGUGAAGAGUAUGCCGAAGAAAGAUCUGAAGCUCCGUUGAGCGCGGAAUUCCCAGCAACAAUCCCAUCAGGUACAAGUUCGACUACACAGAACAGCAGCAGCAGCAGCAGCGGCAGCAGCAGCGGCGGAAGCAGCAGCAGCAGCGGCCGUCCUAGCUCCCAAGUGAAGGAGGAUGUUACAACCUGCAAGCACGACCUGUCCGGCAGGCUCUACCGCAUGGCGCGCAACUAUAAGGACAACCCCGUCGCCAACGACGGGCUGUUGCUGUUCGACGCCUUUCUGCACGUGUCGAACAAGUUUGCAUACGUGAUGUUCCAGCCCUUUGGAGUUCCCCGUCCUGGCAGGAACUUCAUCAAAGGAGAGAAGGAAUUGGCCAUGGCGAUGAAUGUGACUUGGUCCUGCUUCUGGGUUUCGCCCGAGGACCCCACCCGUCUGCUGCACACGGCUACAGAUUCCCAGUGGCAAAACAGGACCUUCAAAGGCCAUGGCAACUAUUUUGGCUAUGACCUGCUCGUUGUGAAGUGUGACGCUGGGAUGCUUACCGCAAACGGCGUUUCGAGGCCGCUCAUGAUGAACGUCAGCGCUUCAAUGUCGAACAAUGUUCUGGCACAUUGGGAAAAGGUUCUGGUUUGUCACGAGCCACUUUCCCCCACCCCGAUCAAGUCCGUCGUCUGUACCGGCUGCUUGCGCGUCGGGAGAAACCCGCACUCCGGAGUUCAGUACAUAGCCAAGAGCAUGGACAAGCUCAUCAAGACCUGGGUGGAGUAUAGCCUCCGGAUAGGCUUCGACAUGGUGUUGAUGUAUUUUGAGGAUGAAGACCUGUCUGAGCUGGAGGGCAUGCUGCGGGAGUACAUCGACUCGCACCGGCUGGUCCUCGUCAGAUCUUUCUUCAAAGGCAUCACUGCGCAUGGCUGGAGCCCACUUCUGCUUAUUCAGGAGAACCACUGCCUCUGGAGGGCCAAGGGCUUUGCCAAGUACGUCGCGCACAACGACGUGGAUGAAUGGGUCGACCUGAGUCCGCAGUACCCGAACAUCAAUGCGUACAUGGAUCAGGCCCUCGGAGGCACUGACUAUGCUGCCAUCUCCAUCCCGGAGAAGCGCUGGCUCAUUCCGGGACCCAAAGCUUCCCGGGGCGGGUACAACUGGGACAUAUACCCCUGUGACGAAAUCUGCCGCGGCGGCGAGGGCGGGCGCAACAAGCUGCUCAUGGACACGGAGCGCGUGGAAGGUUAUCAGGUGCACAUAAUCAAGAAGCCAUGGCAGGAUGGGACGACCGUGAGGACUCCACCAGAUACCGAAAUUCGUCUGGUGCAUUAUCGGCUUGUGCAUCUAGCCACGGUCAGUGGCAUGAUAAAUUGCGGCGACAUCUUCCCGGGCACCAUGAUCAACUCGACCUAUGCAUCAUGGAUAAGGGAGAGGUGCCCCAGCAUCCUCCCGAAUCUCCCAAAUUAUACGGAGCCGCCGCCCUUCUGGCGCCGACGGCGGCAGCCUCGAAUGCUGCUGGGCCCCUGA